Onychomys torridus (southern grasshopper mouse) is the source of this 836-nucleotide messenger RNA. RefSeq names its product nanos C2HC-type zinc finger 3 (gene Nanos3). NCBI's taxonomy places the organism in Eukaryota, Metazoa, Chordata, Mammalia, Rodentia, Cricetidae. The transcript has 2 exons. Gene Ontology annotation, cellular component: perinuclear region of cytoplasm. Bases 11 to 547 code for a protein of 178 amino acids. Gene Ontology annotation, biological process: oogenesis; negative regulation of translation. The record is from RefSeq and is a predicted model, not a curated record. Gene Ontology annotation, molecular function: zinc ion binding; mRNA binding.
GUGCCCAGUCAUGGGGACUUUCAAUCUGUGGACAGAUUACCUGGGUCUGGCAAACCUGGUUGGGGGUCUGCAUGAGGAAGAGGUACCUGAUGUCAGGCUGGACCCCAAGCCAGAACCCAAGCCGAUUCCAGAAAGCCGGAAGGCCAGCAAGGAAUCCUCAACAGCUCCUGAACGCUUGUGCUCAUUCUGCAAACACAAUGGGGAGUCCCGGGCCAUCUAUCAAUCCCACGUCCUGAAAGAUGAGGCGGGCCGGGUGCUGUGUCCCAUCUUGAGGGAUUAUGUGUGUCCCCAAUGUGGGGCCACUCAGGAGCACGCCCACACUCGACGCUUCUGCCCACUCACCGGCCAGGGCUACACUUCUGUCUACUGCUACACUACCCGGAACUCUGCAGGCAAAAAGCUGACCCGGCCUGACAAGGCAAAGACACAGGAUGCUGGCCACCGCCCAGGAGGAGAAGCAGCAGCAGGUGUCUAUGCGGGUUCCAAAAGUGGCAGGAAGCCCUCUGGACCCUCACCUUCGGCCUGCAGUCCCUCCACUACGGCCUAGGAGCUCGGAGUGGGGAGGUCCAUGGGGUACUCUUGCCAAGGGUCUGGACACAGGCAUGCUGGAGACUGGACUUGCUUAGGACUCUGAGGCUGGCCACAGGCUUGUUGGAAAUCGCCUGCCCUUCCCCUACCCCAGUCUUGCUUGUGUUGUUGGAUCAGUACCCAAUAAAUGGAGAGGAGUGGAGCCUGGUCUUGGGACAAGGUGGUGUGGAUCUGGCUAGCAGGGAUGCUUCUACUUUACAGACCACAGCUCACUCCCUGUCACCUCCCACCUGACAGACUGCUCUUUG